Molecule: messenger RNA, 1735 nt
Organism: Aphanomyces astaci
Lineage: Eukaryota; Oomycota; Saprolegniomycetes; Saprolegniales; Verrucalvaceae
Exons: 3
Coding region: 1-1515 (504 amino acids)
Source: RefSeq, a predicted model, not a curated record
AUGGAAACGCUGUCGCGCAGGAAAGGGCGGCCAGCGGCGCCAAUCCAGGUCUUGACGGACGACAGAUUGACGCUAUCUUUUAAAGUGCCUUCGUCCAUCAAGCUCCCACAAUCUACCUCCAUCCUUCGCGUGGUGGUUCCUCCCGUCGAAGCGCUUGAUGAGAGUGGAGAAGGUCGCGUUGAUGACGACGACGAGGACGACUGGGAAUGCAAAACUGACUUUAAGAUCGACUUGAACGGUCCACUGUUGCGCGACGACGAUUGCAACAGCGACUGGGAAGGAGAAGACGAAGUGGAGUCGUUUCCAGAUGACUUUCCCAUCUUGCUGGUCAACUUGUCCAAACUCAGCGUCGAACACAUGGGCGUGGAGUUGACCACGAACGAGGAUGCGUCUCGCAUCUCGGACACCAUGCAGGACAUCUUUGCGUCGCCCAAGUUCUCUUACGUCCUGGAAGUGCUCCUCGAACAAGAAACGGCGUAUCAUGCCACGUAUGGCGGGUACAAGGCCCGCCUGGCCCAACUGACCAAAGUCGGCAGCGACGUGUGGGCCGCGAUCGAUUACCCCGCUCUGGUUGACGAUGACAUUCCUUUGAGCGAUAUUUUGUCCGUGCUGCGUCGCCCGACCAAGUGGAGGAGCGUCAACUACAUCAAGGAUUGCAUGGCGCAGACGUCUCGCGACAUCAAAUGGAAGGCGCAGGUGAUUGCAGAGCUGGAAAAGCUCGCCGAGACCGAGGACGCGGCGCGAAACGCCCGCCAGGAAGCGCUUCGUGUGGACAUUGAACAGCUUGCUGCGGCCAGGGACGCGUACGAUCGCAAACUGGACAGUUUGGACGGACUCCACGACACCAAGUCGGUCAUGGCGCGACGAUUUGCGACCAGUCGAUUGGAGGAAACCAAUGCGUCGCUGUCUCGGCUGGUAGACGCGUAUGUGGCCACAAGCGCGCCGUCGACUUCGUCUGCAUCGGAGAGGCGGAGCGACGUCGAAGUGCCGUCGGGCCAAGCGAUGCAAGAGAUGAAUGUGGUCGACAUGGUGGUGUCCAUGAUCUUCAGCCGCCUGCCUCGACACCCGUCCACGUCCAUGGAGUCCCACUACAAGUCGCUGAUGGAUUCCCAUGCUCACAUUCGCAUGCUGUGGGUCGACGACUUUGGCCGGCUGCCGCCCAAGUCGCGCCCCGUAGUGGACGAUGACGAUUCUUCUCAAGGUCAUGAAGAAGUAGCUGUGGCUUCGUUUCCACCAGUGACGUCCUCGGAUACCUUAGCAGAGAAGGUCGAACCACCCAGACCAGAUUCCAAGAGCGAAAACAUGGAUGUCAAAGUGUCAAGUGCGGACAGCGAAGACCCUGCCGUGAUUUCAAGGACCAGUCAAAGGCGGUCGAAACAAGUACCCAAGAAACCCUCGUCCAGAAGCACGAAAUCAUCUUCAACCAAGUCUACGUUUCGUCCGAUGGCAUGUGUGGGCGCGCUGUCGUUGUUGCAAGCGUCAAAUGACGACGACUCGCACUACUUGUUUGAAUAAAGUGUACGCAACAGUGUGGCUGGGGUCAUGCUUGCUUUUUGGUCUUGCGGUGGAUAAACCCGUGGGUUUCCAGCACUUGGCGGGCGCAGUUGGCGAUAUGUUUGAAUCGAUCAGGUCCCAAGAGGAUGCCGCCGUACCAUCGGCUCACGACCACCGCCUACAGCCCAAAGUCGAUCAUGUAUAUACAUUACAGAGACGAAUGAAUACCCACCACGUUUUC